Messenger RNA from Phyllotreta striolata, 2939 nucleotides. The record is from the annotation of a GenBank genome assembly. NCBI's taxonomy places the organism in Eukaryota, Metazoa, Arthropoda, Insecta, Coleoptera, Chrysomelidae.
GUCUGACAUAACUUAUAAUGUCUAAAACACACCGUCAGAUACAGUUAAAUAAUUUUUAGUGUUAUUUUUUUACUUUAUCGUUUUUUGUAUCCUACCGCGAACGACUAAAAAAAAGCCAAUAAACGAAACCCGAUCAAAUCCGUCCCGAGGCGUUUGUGCGGUGGGAAAUGGAAAUGAGCGCGAAAAAUGACGAUAAUGACAGGACCGUUGUCAGAAAAACCAGCUUUUCGAUGAAAAACCGACGUGACAGCGUUGCCACAUCGACCGAAUGCCCGCAAGACGGGGAAACUUUCAAGAACAACGGAACCAUUAAGGACGACAUGGCGAUUCCCGUGAAGGCGGAAAGGAAGAAAAAGAAGCAAAUGUUAAGGAGAUGCAAUACCGCUAUGCCCAGGAUGGAAUCGCGAAGAAGCAAAAUGUUUAGUUGGUUGAACAAGGCGCACGACAAUCGGACGCACUGCUUCGAGAACGUGGUGGACGGCCUGAAGGCCAUCUACAAGAACAAACUGUUGCCGUUGGAGCAGCACUAUUUGUUCCACGAGUUCCACUCGCCGACGCUGAACGACGCCGACUUCGACGCCAAGCCGAUGAUACUGCUCGUCGGCCAGUACAGCACCGGCAAGACGACGUUCAUCAGAUAUCUGCUGGAGCGGGACUUCCCCGGGAUGCGCAUCGGCCCGGAACCCACCACGGACAGAUUCAUAGCGGUGAUGUACGCGGAAAACGAAGGGGUUAUACCGGGAAACGCUUUGGUGGUGGACCCGAAACGGCAAUUCCGACCGCUGUCCAGUUUCGGAAACGCUUUUUUGAAUCGAUUCCAAUGCUCCUUGGUGAAAUCUUCGGUGCUCAAAGGCAUGUCUAUCAUCGACACGCCCGGUAUACUGUCCGGCGAAAAGCAACGCAUAGACCGCGGCUACGAUUUCACCGGCGUAUUGGAAUGGUUCGCGGAGCGCGUCGACCGGAUAAUUUUGCUGUUCGACGCCCACAAGCUGGACAUUUCGGACGAAUUCCGGCGGUCGAUCGAGGCGCUCCGCGGCCACGACGACAAGAUCCGCAUCGUCCUCAACAAGGCCGACAUGAUCGAUCACCAGCAAUUGAUGCGGGUGUACGGGGCGCUGAUGUGGUCGUUGGGCAAAGUGCUCCAAACGCCCGAAGUGGUCCGGGUCUACAUCGGCUCGUUUUGGGACGAGCCGCUGCGGUACGACGUGAACCGGCGCCUCUUCGACGACGAAACGCAGGAUUUAUUCAGCGACUUGCAGAGCCUGCCGAAGAACUCGGCCCUGCGGAAGCUCAACGAUCUGAUCAAGCGCGCCCGAUUGGCCAAAGUCCACGCCUACAUCAUCUCCGAGAUCAAGAAAGUGAUGCCGAUGUUCGGCAAAGACCACAAAAAGAAGGACCUCAUCAAGAACCUCACGCAGAUCUACGACAAGAUCCAAAAGGAACACCAAAUCUCCAUCGGCGAUUUCCCCGACAUCAUCAAGAUGCAAGAGCAACUGGCCAAGCACGACUUCAGCAAGUUCCACGCGCUCAAGCCCAAGAUCUUGGAGGUCGUCGACGAUAUGCUGUGCAACGACAUCUCGAUGUUGAUGGCGAUGGUGCCGCACGACAGCUCCCCCAACACCCAAAUCGAGGUGAGAGGCGGCAUCUUCACCAACGUGGAGGACAAGAUCACGCCGUUCGGUUACAGGAGCGGCGAGGGCUGUAACGCGGGGUUCGGGGAGCCCGAAUGGAUCGUGAACAAGGAGCGCUCCAAUUACGAUACGAUAUUCGAGACGUUGGGGCCGAAGAACGGCCGGUUGUCGGGCGCGACCGUCAAAGAGGAAUUGAUGAAGAGCAAACUGCCGAACGCGGUGUUGGGGAAGAUUUGGAAGCUGUCCGAUGUCGAUAGGGACGGGUAUUUGGACAAGGACGAGUUCGCUUUGGCCAUGCACCUCAUCAACGUGAAGCUGCAGGGCAACGAGAUUCCGUUUCAAUUGCCCGAUCAUCUCAUUCCGCCCAAGAAGAAGGAGAAGCACACGUGCUGACGAUGGAAGAAGCGCCCGCGCGAUUAAGUAAACACCCUGUGAUGAAUGUAAUUUUUUUUUUUCGUAUGUAAUGGUAAGACUGUAAAGGAGCUGCGUAUAGCGAAUAACGAGGUACAAUCGAAUCAUUUUAUUAGCUAUGUGACUUGGUGCUAGCUUUAUCAAUAGCACCGUUAUAUUCUUUCUAUUACUCAACUAAAACUUGGACACUAAAAUUAAAAAGUGGGCAGUAAAUUGGCACUAAAUUUUGUAUGAAUUUUUGAUGAUGAAUUAGUUGUUCGAUUGAAAAACUUAUCUUCUAUUUGGUAACUCGGGAAUAGCUUUUGGGGAUGAUUCUAUCGUUAAAAUAAGAGAUGUUUCUUUUUUCUUAAAUACAAUUCAAACGCUGAAAUCGGGACUCUUAUAGUUUGUUGUGAAAUUACAUUUAUUUCGGAACUUUUAUUAGCCGUAAACGAAAAUUUAUAGUACGUGCGUGUUUUUUUGUAUGUUUUUCUUGUUGUAACGUUACACCUGUAUAUAUAUUAGAUAAAUAAAAUUCAUUCUUCUUCAGUUAUUAGACUAAACUGGUAUAUAUUUGUAACAAAAUGUUUGAAAUUUUUGCUUGUUGUUGUAGGGCGAAUUCUAUAUUUAAAUUAGUAAAAUACGCGGUUAAAAAUAACUAUGUUCUUAGUAUUUUGUUAAUUUUACUACGAUUCAUUUAAAUUACUUGUGUAUUUCUUAUAGAUUAUGAUGAAAUUGUACCUUAUUAUUUUUUAUACAAACUGUAGUGAUAGUCUUUGAAGAAGGAACAAGUAUCCCGGGGGAUAUUUAAAAGAAAAAUUAAUCAAAAAUCUAGAGCUUUCUUAAACGACAUCUAAUUUUUUGAUUAAUUUCGACUAAACAUUUAAUAUAAAGAAAAAUAAUCUUUUAUUCGAUUAA